This is a messenger RNA of Xyrichtys novacula (pearly razorfish), 638 nucleotides long. The record is from the annotation of a GenBank genome assembly. NCBI's taxonomy places the organism in Eukaryota, Metazoa, Chordata, Actinopteri, Labriformes, Labridae.
AUGCGUGCCUCGACUACAGCUUUCACUACACAGCAGCAGGAGUUGGUUGGGCUUGACGUGCCGGGACAGCUUGUACCCGACCCAGAACCUGUCUGGUCUCACGUGGUAUGAGACUGUAAUCCAUUGCCUGGAGGACAAAAGGUUAGGGGAAGGGGACUAACAAACCAACUCCAAAAUACACCUGAAGCCAGAAAUGGUGGAAAGUUGGGCUUCGGGCUAGCAACUCCAACUCGUAAUAAAUCGCAUAUGCUACAGAAACCACAAACACACUACUUCAGCAAGAGCCUAGUCGGAGAGAUUCCUCUGUAGAAGAGCCCAUGACAUGUGCGGGUCAAAACCAAAUGGAAGCCAGCUCACCGAAGAAUCCACUGAAGAUGAAGGCAAAAACCAGGAUAGGGACCUGGAACAUCAGAACCUUGUAUGAGAGCAGCAAAUCAGCCCAAGUGGCAAGCGAAAUGAAGAGAUAUAAUAUCGCACUCCUUGGUUUAAGCGAAUCACGAUGGAACGGAAGUGGCCAAACCAGACUGACUUCAGGAGAGACCAUCAUCUGCCCUGGCCAUGAAGACCUGGGCCAUGACCACACCCAAGGAGUAGCGCUGAUGAUGACACCAGAGGCCACAAAGGCAUUGAUGGCGUGA